UCAUGGACAUAGCUUUAAUUAUCUUUGCCUGACGCCCAAUACCUGAAAAUUCAGAUGUUCAUGCAAGAUAAAGAGGUAAUUUUUUUCCUCCUCCCAGUCGUCACUCGUAGCAUCCGGCUAAGCGGCUCUCCACCUUGCUCAUUUUGGUCUAACUGGAUUUACACAAAUUCACUGUGCACGUGCCUGGGGCCCGCAAACCCGGAAAAGACGCCGAGUCCCGCGGGAUCCAGGAGGCACCAACUGCGCCGGAGGUGGGGUUUCGGCCGACAGAUCUCUCUGGACCGCAUUCGUCGCCUUCUCGUCCUCAUGGUGGACAAGAAACUGGUGGUGGUUUUCGGAGGCACAGGUGCCCAGGGUGGCUCUGUGGCCCGCACACUCCUGGAAGAUGGGACAUUCAAGGUUCGAGUGGUGACCCGAAACCCUAGGAAGAAGGCAGCAAAGGAGCUGAGGCUGCAAGGUGCAGAAAUAGUGCAGGGAGACCAAGAUGACCAGGUCAGCAUGGAGCUGGCCCUGAAUGGGGCCUACGCCACCUUCAUCGUGACCAAUUACUGGGAGAGCUGCAGCCAGGAGCAGGAGGUCAAGCAGGGGAAGCUGCUUGCUGAUCUGGCCAGGCGCCUGGGCCUCCACUAUGUGGUCUACAGCGGCCUGGAGAACAUCAAGAAGCUGACGGCAGGGAGAUUGGCCGCCGCGCACUUUGACGGCAAAGGGGAGGUGGAGGAAUAUUUCCGGGACAUUGGCGUUCCCAUGACCAGUGUGCGGCUGUCCUGCUAUUUUGAGAACCUCCUCUCCCACUUCUUGCCCCGGAAAGCCCCAGACGGAAAGAGCUACUUGCUGAGUAAGGAGGAUGGGACCCGAGCAUUCCAUUCCACAAGCCACACCCAGACACUUGCCAGCCUCCCCAUCUACGAAACCUCAGCCUGGAAGGUUGCGAGUCAUUCAUUCAUUCAGGAUUUAUCACAGACGUGCUGCUCUAGGCCAGCCGUUGGUGUCCGGUUAAUCAGGAUUCCUGGCUUGCCCACAGGUGACGUUCCCAUGGAUGGCAUGUCCGUGUCCGACCUGGGUCCUGUGGUGCUCAGCCUGUUGAAGAUGCCAGAAAAAUACGUCGGCCAGAACAUCGGGCUGAGCACUUGUAGGCACACGGCCGAGGAGUACGCUGCCCUGCUCACCAAGCACACCGGCAAGGUCGUGCACGAUGCCAAGAUGACUCCUGAGGACUACGAAAAGCUUGGCUUUCCCGGUGCCCGGGACCUGGCCAACAUGUUCCGUUUCUAUGCCCUGAGACCUGACCGUGACAUACAGCUGACCCUGAGACUCAACCCCAAGGCCCUGACGCUGGACCAGUGGCUGGAACAGCACAAAGGGGACUUCGCCCUGCUGUGACUUGCCCGCCUUGUGGCCCCUUGUGGGGGGUCAGGAGCACCAGAGGGGCAGAGGCAGCAACAUCUGAAUAAAGCCAUUGUUCUCCCAGA
Nomascus leucogenys (northern white-cheeked gibbon) is the source of this 1469-nucleotide messenger RNA. It is a transcript of the gene NMRAL1, whose product is annotated as NmrA like redox sensor 1. The transcript has 7 exons. The record is from RefSeq and is a predicted model, not a curated record. Lineage: Eukaryota; Metazoa; Chordata; Mammalia; Primates; Hylobatidae. Bases 55 to 1380 code for a protein of 441 amino acids.